Agelaius phoeniceus (red-winged blackbird) is the source of this 955-nucleotide messenger RNA. Its product is annotated as relaxin-3-like. Gene Ontology annotation, molecular function: hormone activity; G protein-coupled receptor binding. NCBI's taxonomy places the organism in Eukaryota, Metazoa, Chordata, Aves, Passeriformes, Icteridae. The record is from RefSeq and is a predicted model, not a curated record. Gene Ontology annotation, cellular component: extracellular region.
GUCUGCUGGGAACGCGCCCGCGGGACGAGGACGGCGCGAUGAGGAUGGCCAAGCUGCGAGUGCUGUACGCUGCCGUGGCACUGCUGUGCGCGGCACCGCCGGGGCACCCCGGUGCCGUGCUGCCCGCGGGCGAGGGGGACGGGUACGGGGUGAAGCUGUGCGGCCGCGAGUUCAUCCGCGCCGUCAUCUUCACCUGCGGCGGGUCCCGCUGGAAGCGGCUCUCCCUGCUGGCGGUGGAGCCGGCGCCCGCGGCCGAUUCUGCGCAAACAGCAAGUAACAAACUACUGGGAAGCUUCAACCUGCAAUCAGUUCAGGAUCCUGAAGUGGAGCAGCUGCAGAGAAGAAGCCCAUUUCUUGGAUGGGAGACGUUUAAGGACUUGUAUAGUUUAAAUUACUAUAAUGAAUAUGUACCUGUGGCAGGUGACUUUAAAAAGCUUGUUCGCCAGGUAGAGGAAGCUGUUCAGAAGGACAGGGGAGGAACAGGAAAUGCAAAUCCUGUGGAAUCAAGCAGCUACCUUUGGGCCAGGUAUCCCAGAAGAAAACGGGAGUCUCUGGGUUUGGCAGGAAUGUGUUGCAAAUGGGGCUGUACAAAAGCUGAAAUUAGUACUAUAUGCAGAGUUUAAAAUCCUCUCUACACUUUUGCAUGAAAUCAGUGUAUGUUGCAGUACUACUUGAUUGAUUACUUCAUGGAGGAAGAAAACUCUUGCUGUAUUUUAUCUUGUCUAUAUGUGCUAAUCAAUAUAGCUGGUUUUCUUUAAAAAAAAACCAAAACCAACAAAACAAAAUAAAAAUGUAAUUGCAAUGAGUUUGUUUUGCUGUAGUAACUUCUAAUCUAUAUUUUUACUAAGUCUUUUCAUUUUAAUGUUGAGCCUUUACACUUAUAUUACGAAUGUAUUAUAUCUUUGUAACUCUUAAAGAAAAACUUCAAUAUUUCAAUAAAAUAUAAUUAUACUAA